AUGUUAGAAGAAUCACCAAACUCAAAAUUGAACAAAGAAAUUCUCAGUCGCUAUACAUCUUUGGAACUUCCUGACGGAAAUAUAAUAGCAACGUACGUUUGGAUUGAUGGUACUGGAGAAAAUAUAAGAUGCAAGGAUAGAACCUUGAAUUUUCUUCCUAAAAGUCCAAAAGAUUUACCAAUUUGGAACUAUGACGGCUCAUCAACCUAUCAAGCAUUGGGUGAAAAUUCUGACGUUUAUCUGUAUCCAUGUACUAUAUAUCGAGAUCCAUUUCGUCGUGGCAAUCAUAUUUUAGUGUUAUGUGAAACAUACAAGUAUGAUGGAACUCCAAUGAAAACUAAUAACCGCAAAACUUGCCGUGAAGUAUGUGACAAAGUUAAAGAUCAAGAACCAUGGUUUGGAAUUGAACAAGAAUAUACUUUCCUUGAUAUGGAUGGUCGUCCUCUUGGAUGGCCAAAAGGUGGCUUUCCAGCACCACAAGGACCAUAUUAUUGUGGAGUUGGUGCCGAUAAAGUAAUUGCACGCGAUGUUGUUGAUGCUCAUUAUCGUGCUUGCUUAUACGCAGGAGUUAAAAUCUGCGGUACCAACGCUGAAGUUAUGCCAGCUCAGUGGGAAUUUCAAGUUGGUCCAUGUGUUGGUGUUGCAGUUGGUGAUGACUUGUGGAUGGCUAGAUUCUUGUUACACAGAAUUGCCGAAGAUUUUGGAAUUAUCAGUACUUUGGAUCCAAAGCCUAUGACUGGUGACUGGAAUGGUGCUGGUGCACAUACAAAUGUUUCAACAAAAGAAACGCGCGCUGAAGGUGGAAUAGAAGUUAUCAAAGCUGCUAUUCAAAAAUUAUCAAGAAAUCAUGAUGCUCACAUUCAAGCUUAUGAUCCACACGGAGGAAAGGACAAUGAAAGAAGAUUGACUGGUCGACAUGAAACUUCAAGUAUUACUGAAUUUAAAUCUGGCGUUGCUAAUCGUGGUGCAUCAAUUCGCAUUCCAAGAGGAGUUGCCGACGAAGGAAAGGGUUAUUUUGAAGAUAGACGCCCAUCAUCCAAUUGCGAUCCCUACACAGUUGUCGAAAGAAUACUUCGCACAAUUUGUCUUGAUGAAUUCUAA
Chironomus riparius is the source of this 1101-nucleotide messenger RNA. The record is from the annotation of a GenBank genome assembly. Lineage: Eukaryota; Metazoa; Arthropoda; Insecta; Diptera; Chironomidae.